UGUGUCAUUUUCAUAGAUCUGUAUCAUUUUGCUGCGGAGCAGGGAUAAAUAUGGCUGGAAUAAAAUCGCUUUACGACAUCACUACAAAAACCCUUACAGGAGAAGAGUUCAAGUUUUCUUCUUUACAGGGUAAGGUGGUCCUGAUCGAGAAUGUCGCUUCUCUUUGAGGAACGACCACCAGGGAUUACACCCAGAUGAACGAGCUCCACGAGCGCUUCUCAGAUAAAGGGCUUGUGAUUCUGGGAGUCCCCUGCAAUCAGUUCGGGUAUCAGGAAAACUGUAAAAAUGAAGAGAUCCUUUUGUCCUUGAAGUAUGUCCGUCCAGGCAAUGGCUUUGAACCUAAAUUUCAGCUCUUGGAAAAGGUCGACGUGAACGGGAAAGACGCUCACCCUCUCUUCGUCUUCCUCAAGGAGAAACUUCCAUUCCCGAGCGACGAGCCAAUGCCCUUUAUGAACGACCCCAAAUUUAUCGUGUGGAGUCCCGUAUGCAGAAACGACAUCGCUUGGAAUUUCGAGAAGUUUCUUAUUGGAUCUGAUGGAGUGCCAUUCAAACGCUAUGGAAGGAGAUACCUGACCAGCAACAUCGAGCGAGACAUCAAGAAACUUCUCAGCAUAGCCAAUUAAAAUGUCUUUUAAAGGGUUUGUGGGUCAAACGGGUGUCAAAAUAAAUCAUUAAUAAUCCUGCUUGCAUACCUGAACCUAUAUGGGUCUCUAAUAUGUUUUUAAGGCAGGUUGUGCUCUCAUGUGCAUGAUGUUGCUGAGUUUGGACUUUUACUUCAUGAAGAUGUUCCUGUAAACAUGCUAGUCUGUGGGGAGCAGCUGAUGUACUGCAAAAGUCCUAACUGAACGGUUCCAUUAAGCUCUUGUAUGGCACGACAUGCAUUUUAGACCAAUAAAUAUGAAUGUUUUCUA
Megalobrama amblycephala (Wuchang bream) is the source of this 911-nucleotide messenger RNA. It is a transcript of the gene gpx1b, whose product is annotated as glutathione peroxidase 1b. Gene Ontology annotation, biological process: response to selenium ion; hydrogen peroxide catabolic process; response to hydrogen peroxide. Lineage: Eukaryota; Metazoa; Chordata; Actinopteri; Cypriniformes; Xenocyprididae. Gene Ontology annotation, molecular function: glutathione peroxidase activity. Gene Ontology annotation, cellular component: cytosol; mitochondrion. The record is from RefSeq and is a predicted model, not a curated record. The transcript is spliced from 2 exons.